Messenger RNA from Lacerta agilis (Sand lizard), 3892 nucleotides. It is a transcript of the gene CDR2L, whose product is annotated as cerebellar degeneration related protein 2 like. Lineage: Eukaryota; Metazoa; Chordata; Lepidosauria; Squamata; Lacertidae. Bases 72 to 1463 code for a protein of 463 amino acids. The record is from RefSeq and is a predicted model, not a curated record. The transcript has 5 exons.
CCUCUUUUUGAGAGCUCAGCCUCUCUCUGCUUUACUGCUGUGUUUUGGAUGUUUCCGGAGUACGAGAGCUAAUGCUGAGCGCCGACAGGAUGGAAGAGUUUCAAAGCGAGGAAGAGGAACCCUGGUACGACCAACAGGACUUGGAGCAAGACUUGCACUUAGCAGCUGAACUGGGGAAAACACUGCUGGAGCGCAACAAAGAACUGGAGGAUUCUCUGCAACAGAUGUACACAACCAAUGAGGAGCAAGUGCAAGAGAUAGAGUAUUUGACCAAACAGCUGGAAAUGUUACGGCAUAUGAAUGAACAGCAUGCCAAGGUUUACGAGCAGCUGGAUGUGACAGCGCGUGACUUGGAACUGGCCAAUCAGAAGCUUGUGCUGGAGAGUAAGACGUCCCAGCAGAAGAUACAAUGCUUAACAGAAACCAUUGAGGGGCUGCAGAACCAAGUCGAUGACCUACAAAAGCAGGUGGAAGAGCUGCAGAGUCUAGAUCAGCUGCGCAUCCGCCGGGAGAAGAGAGAGAGGCGCCGAACCAUCCAUACAUUCCCUUGCCUCAAGGAGCUGUGCUCUAGUCCCAGAUAUGAAGAUGCUUUCCAGAUUCAUAGCUCUUCAAUGGAGUUCAGUCAGAUGCCCUUGGAACGAGAGAAUGAGCGGCUGCAAGCAAUGGUGAAUUCCCUCAGGUCCCAGGUCAACCAGGAGAAACAGCGGAAGGAGAGGGUGGAGAGAGAGUACACGUCCGUCAUCCAGGAGUACUCAGAUCUUGAGCAGAGGGUGUGUGAGAUGGAGGGCUGCAAGCUGCGCAUUAAAGAGCUGGAAGGAGAGUUACUGGAGCUCCAGCAGAUGAAGCAAGUUAAGAAGUACCUCCUCAGUAGAGAGGACAACCUGUCAGAAGCGCUUCUGGAGCCCUUGAACAAUGCCCCAGAAGCUGACUACAUCGACCUAACUGAGGAAGAUGGAGGUAGAAACCAUGAAUCGUCCAUGACAGCCUCCCCAAACCACCCUGUACGGAAAAGCUGUAGCGACACGGCCCUGAAUGCCAUUGUGACCAAGGAUGCUGUGAGCCGCCAUGAAGGCAACUACACACUGCAUGCCAAUAAUGUACGCAAGAGGGGGAUGUCAAUCCUGAGGGAGGUGGAUGAGCAGUACCAUGCCCUGCUGGAAAAGUAUGAGGAGCUGCUCAGCAAGUGCCGGCAGCACAAAGACAGUGUGCGCCAUGCCGGUGUCCAAACCUCCCGCCCUAUCUCUCGCGACAGCUCCAUUAGAGACUUCCGGGGAGAGGGUUAUGAGCUGGACGACCUCAAGACAAUGGAGAAGAGCCUUAGCAAACACGUGGAGGCUGUAGACAAGCGGCUAGAGCAGAGCCAGCCGGAGUACAAAGCCCUGUUCAAAGAGAUCUUCUCCCGAAUCCAGAAGACGAAAGCAGACAUCAACGCCACCAAGGUGAAAAAGAAGACCACGAAGUGAAUCCCGCUGCUUUGGCGUCACCGCGUUUGCCACAAGCAAAUUCAGCAUCGAGCUCUUCACUUCGGCACCAGGGAGCAUUGUACGGCCUCCAGCCUCCCAAGUCCUAGGAGCUUCUCACGUUGAUGUCUUCUUGCACAAAAAGGGAACCUCUUGGAGUGUUUCAAGAGUGGGAAGAGCCCACCUCACAUUCUUCAAAGUCAGUGCUCCAAGCUGCCUGGGCCCCUGGAUGUGCUGCAAAAAGCUCUAUGUCAUAGUUGUAGUUGGUAUCCAAGAUUUUGCAAGGAAACCCUUCGCAUCACUGCAGCAGCCAGAAAACACAAACAGGAAAUUAAACGAACUAGCCACAGUCUCCACCUUCUCCCGCGACCAGUUGGAUUUGCUUUCCUUCAAGCAACACAGCAACAAGCUUGGAUUUCUUACAAUGCCCUGGAAUAUCCAGAACGUAAUAAUUUAAAGCAUCACUUUCCAGAGGCAGCUUCCAUACAUACACUCUCUUUCUUCAGUUUCCUUUCCCCCUUCUUCUUCCCACGAAGAACCCACAGAUGCAUCAGCAAGACUUUUUACUGGACUUCUCUCUUUCCGGAAGGGGAGCAUGUUCUUCCUGUUUAAGCCAUCCUCUUACUGGUCAGGUUUUUCAAUUUUUACAAUGCAAGCUCAUUGCAACUGGAAAAACUUGAAAAAAGAUUGCUGUUAUGUCUUCAUCAAGCAUACCUAAUUGUUCCACUCAUAUAAGAUAGGACAGAGUGAGCUUAGGUUUACACUUCCUCCAGUAUUUUUAUUUUAGGAAGUUAGUUGUCAUCACUUCGCUCAUUUAACCUGAGCUUUCCAAGAAGCCAAACAAGAAGUGCUAUUACUGGCUUGGAGAGACACCCUCGUCUUCAUUUGGGUGUUGCGUUUCCCAUGCCUUGCCGUUCAAGUGGUUUUUCCUAAUUGUCUUUUGUGGCUGGCUCCUAAAACAUGAUUUGCAUGGGCUUGCAAAAACUGAAUAGUGAUGGCUCAUGUUAAGUAGGAGUAAAUUCAGCAAAACACUCAAGUUCAGUUGUCAUCACUAAUAAUGUUGCUUAUCACACUAUUCCACGCAGUCACUUGUUAGUUAACGCUUCCGUUGCCAAGCUGCCUUUUCCAAAGGCUCUUUCUACUCCAUUUAUACAUUUAACCUCGCCUACAUAUACCACACAUUUACACACAAAAGGCCUCUUCAGUCUCAGGAAUAGUCAGUAUCCAUUUCACAGAAAUACAGAAUUGGGAUUCUUUAGUCACAUGCUAAUAAGUGAUGGUUAGGGUCACAUGCAUAUAUGAAAAUAAGCAGUAUUAUAUUUCACUAAGUUUAGGGCACACAUGCCAGAGUUCUCACUUGUGAGGGGACAAUAGUAGCAAUGAUUAUUAACUUACCAAGCAGUAUUAUACUUGAAGAAAUUUUGGACCAGUUUCUUGUUUAGCUGUAUCUGAAUAAGGCCCAAAGUCUGUGAUGUUUCUUUGAAAUCAUGCUAGUGUAAAUGAGUCUGCCUUUCAUUAUUUUCAGCUUUUUCCUUCAUGUCCUCUCACUUUUCAGCACUGUUUCUUCUUUGACUGCGAUUCUCAAAUCGCACGCUUUACAGUAUUAACGGGCCCGAGCCAAGUGACUUGAGGACCAUGGUUCCUUACAGUUGGCUGCCAACAUUUCUGCUUCUUGCCAUGCUUUUACAUUUCAUGUUGGUAGACUUGGUUUUGACCUGAAGCCGAUUUUGUGAACUAAGUAAAUACAGGGUAAGAAGGCAAAUGUGUGGAAAGUCAAUGGUUAAGUCAAACAGAGUGAGAUUUCUACUCCUCUGCCAUCAGAUUGUCAUCACGUUAUGUGUUUGCUAGAUUCUUGCCAUGGGGGUCCUUGUGUUCGGCCAAUUGAAGUCACUUUUGUAAUGUGUGAAAGUAUUUUUGAGUAAGCCUGCCCAGGGGCUCUUCUUUCUGGAAAGAUUCUUCCUCUACUACUUAAUGCCAAAACUUCUUUUGUACCCUUGAUGUGGCCCAGCUUUUGAAGUAUUAGGAGCCAUAGACAUGAUUGUGGCUGCCACUCUGGUAGCCAUAAUGACAAACCUUCAUGCCUUACAGUUGAAAAAUCAAGUUGUCUGGGGGGUAAAAUAACAAAGGAAGUUGGUUUUCUCAAGAGCAUUUACCUUGCUCUGUGUGGCUGCCAUCGUGGCUGCUGAUGUUUUGAUUAACUUUCUUUUACUAUCUUUCUACUAAGGGACUUUUGAACGGAUGUUUGUUCUCAAGUCAUCUGUUUGUUGCAUCAGUAUUUGGGGUGGGAGGGGGCCAUUGCAAUCAUUCUUGGUUUUGAACACUGUUAAUGUGCAAACCAGCAUCCCAGUUUAAGUGUAGUAUACUUAAAAUUAAUAUAUUUAAAAAUGCUUUAUUCUCUUCUUAAAUAAAAAAAGAAACACCAGUAUUCUGAA